Trichophyton benhamiae CBS 112371 is the source of this 549-nucleotide messenger RNA. RefSeq lists its product as uncharacterized. Gene Ontology annotation, biological process: proteasome assembly. The record is from RefSeq and is a predicted model, not a curated record. The transcript has a single exon. Lineage: Eukaryota; Fungi; Ascomycota; Eurotiomycetes; Onygenales; Arthrodermataceae. The coding region runs from base 1 to 549 and encodes 182 amino acids.
AUGUCGUCAGAAGCCCAAACUGAGGCUGUAGAUGUGCAGUCGAUGAUUCCCAGCCUAGAGAACGCUCCUUAUCCCGCUUCCACGAAACAAGCUGCGGGCGUUGUUGGUGGGCAGCCUACCGAUGUCAUGGUGGUCUCGUUCCAAGACCGGAUACUCGUGACCAUCACACAGAACGGACGAUUAGCACAAUGGGUACGCAAUACUCUCAUGAAUGAUAAAGCUAUUUUCUUGCUUGUUCUAACGGUCGUCGCGCAGCUUCAUGUGCCAAUGGAAAGCCCAGAUCCAGCAGCUGACUUCCAAACUCUGACCAGCAACCAGGAAGAUGCCCUUCUUCCCCGCCCGGAAUUUAAUGCUACUCCUUUACUUGGUGGACGAUCCGGUGAUUGGGAGGUUGUUGGCCAGCUUUAUGCUUGCCAAAUCGCGACAGCAAUAGCUGCAAAAUCCCCUGAAGAGAAGAGGUUAUUGGUUGUGGGACUUGGUCUAGAAACGCCUGACAUUGAUCGGGAUAUAUAUCUAGGUAUCGUUGAUCUUGUUCUGCAGUGCCUAUGA